AUGUUCCAGUCUUUCAUGAGUUUGCUCUCACCCAGCAAUGGCUCAAAUGCCACUUGGCGUGAGGACAUUGCCAGGGAGCUGCUGACCUCAACCUCCUGCAACCUCGUUCUAGUUGCAAGACGCAAAGACCGCUUGCAGAGCUUUGCUGCAGAGCACAGCAGUGGCCUACGAGCCGUUGAGGUUGUAAGCAUGGAUUUGGCGCAGGAGGGUGCGGCGCGCGAGCUUUACAAUAUACUGGCAGCGGCUGAUCUUGCAGAGAAGAUAGAUGUCCUGGUGCUCAAUGCAGGAGCUGCAAUCUCGGGCUCGUUUGUGGAAGCCGACAUGGACGCUCUAACGGCGUCCAUGCACCUCAACAUGGUGUCUCCCAUGCAGCUGGCUAGACUCAUCGGCCAGGACAUGAAGGUGCGAAAUCAGCUUGAACCCGUUCACGCUGUCCGGGGCUUCGAGCAGAAGGGGCACAUCGUCGUGGUAUCUUCCAUCGCAUCAGCCUCACCCGGUGUGCCCCACGUGGCCGUAUACGCCGCCAGCAAGGCGUUCUUGACGUCGCUCGGAUGUGCACUGCAUCAAGAGCUGGCCUCCGCAGGAGUUUGUGUCACGGUCUCCAUGCCUGGUGCGACGGCUACGGAGUUCAGCUCGGUCUUGGGUGAGGAGGCUGCCUUGAUUUUCAGGAUUCCCCCGAUGGUGAGCCAGAGCCGCCAAGUUGCGCACGAGACGGUUCUGGCCAUGCUGCGGCGAGACAGUGAGCAUAUCAUCGGCCCCAUUAACUGGCUCUACACCGCCGUGGGCCCACUUCUGCCUGAUUCCGUGGUGCGCCAUGUGGGGGAGCUUGCAUUUCGGCCACCUUCACAUGCACAAGAGCUGUUUGCUCGAGUUGUACAGCUUGCCAUGUCGCCGGCAGCCAUCACGGCUUAG
This is a messenger RNA of Symbiodinium pilosum, 912 nucleotides long. NCBI's taxonomy places the organism in Eukaryota, Dinophyceae, Suessiales, Symbiodiniaceae. The record is from the annotation of a GenBank genome assembly.